AGCUCAGAAAAGCUGCUAACGCCGCGUGAGAGGCAAAGACUCCCCUCUCGUGGGAACCCUUGCUGCAUCCCACGUGAGAGUCCUUCUCGGAUCGCUGCAGCUGCAUCUCAGUGCUAUGGGAAGCAGGUGCCUUCCCCUGCUCUCAGGGCUCAGUGUCCUGCUGGUUCUGUUGGGAUCAGAUGCACAGAAUUCUGGAGCAGCUUUCUGUUCUCACUGCCCUGAAAAUGCCAAGUGCUCUAACAGCACCCACUGCACCUGUAAAGAUGGAUUUCAGUCCCUGUCUAAGAGGAGGUACUUCACCAAGCCUUCUGAGAGAUGUGAAGAUAUUGAUGAGUGUGAGGCCGGGUUCUCAAAGUGCAAGAAGGUAUCAUACUGCGUAAAUGAGAUUGGAAGUUACUACUGCAGCUGUGUCCCACAUCUUUAUUUCUUAAACUGGGUGGCUGGUUUAAUUAAAUUGAACCAUCCAGCGUGUUAUGAGGACACUGGUGAGAAGCCCCAGUUACCAACGUUCACCUGGGUAACUCUGGGGAACGGAAGCAAGAAGGACAUCGCGAGAGAGGCUACCCAGCUUUUGCAAAGAAUAGAAUGGGCUGUAUGGAACGAGAGUUUUGCCUCUCCGGGAAAGCGUGAAAAAUCUGACUUUGAUAUUGUCUAUGAAACCAAGAGGUGUGGUGAGAUGAGUGUGAAGAUUAUUCUGGAAGCUGGAAACAACACCAUGGAUAUCAACUGUACUGAUGCUUUCAAGGGAUCCGCAAGAGCUGGGCAUGCAGCCACCCUUAUCACACACAGAUCUCUUGGCAAUGUCCUGAAUGGAUCUUUUUUCAGUGGUAAAAGAGGGACACAGCAAGUAAAACUGAAUUCUCAUGUCGUGAGUGGCACCAUUGGUGUGAAGGGAAAGGUGUAUCUGUCCAAACCUGUGCUCCUGACCUUCCAACAUACUCAGCCUGGUGAUGGGAGAACAAAACAUAUCUGCGUCCACUGGGAAGGAACGGAGGAGGGAGACGGCUGGUCGACCGAGGGCUGCUCUCACGUCGGCAGCGACGGUUCUUAUACCAGAUGUAAAUGCUCCCACCUCUCCAGCUUUGCUGUCCUCCUGGCUGUUUCUCCCAAGGUGGAUUCUGUCCUGACUGUCAUCACCAACGUGGGGCUGAGCCUCUCUCUGCUGUGCCUCCUCCUGGCGGCCCUCACCUUCCUGCUGUGCCGAUCCAUCCAGAACACCAGCACUACCCUCCACCUGCACCUCUCCGUCUGCCUCUUCCUGGCCCACCUUCUCUUCCUCGUGGGGAUGGAUCAGACCGAGCCUGUGGUGUUGUGUGCCGUCAUCGCAGGGGCGCUGCACUACCUCUACCUGGCCGCCUUCACCUGGAUGUUCCUGGAAGGGCUGCAUCUCUUCCUCACUGUCCGGAAUCUCAAGGUGGCCAACUACACCAGCGCAGGCAGAUUCAAGAAGGCGUUCAUGUACCCAUUAGGCUACGGGAUUCCAGCUCUGAUCGUGUCUGUGUCUGCAAUAAUAGGACCCCAAAAUUAUGGAACAUAUACUCACUGCUGGCUGAAGAUUGAGAAAGGGUUCAUCUGGAGCUUCAUGGGGCCAGUGGCGGUCAUUAUUUUGAUAAACUUGGUGUUCUACUUCCAAAUUCUGUGGAUUUUGAGAAGCAAACUUUCGUCCCUUAAUAAGGAAGUAUCCACCAUUCAGGACACCAGAGUCAUGACGUUUAAAGCCAUUGCUCAGCUGUUUGUCCUGGGCUGCUCUUGGGGCCUCGGUUUUUUUAUGGUUGAAGGCAUCGGGGAGAUGAUUGGCUCAGUCAUUGCCUACAUAUUCACCAUUAUCAAUGUCCUGCAAGGGGUUUUGCUCUUUGUGGUGCAUUGUCUCCUCAAUCGCCAGGUGCGGGUGGAAUACCAGAAGUGGCUUAGCGGGAUGCGGAAAGGAGUUGAGACUGAAAUCACUGAGGUGUCUCACUCGACGACCCACACCAAAACGGAGCAACCAGGGAGGUCAUCCCAGUUCCUGCAUCCGAGAGACGCUCCGUCCGUGCAACCCCAGCCCGGGCCUCAUCUUGUCACUGUUUUUUGGCAAAGAACGAAAACCUGAGCGGCUGUUGGACAGCGCCCCCUGUGGUCACCCGUGGAUCAGACAAACGCAGCCAUAUGUAGCUUUCUUGGGAAGAUGCGUUCAUUCUUUCGUUUUGGAUUCUAUCCCCAUAAAAAGAAAGGGGUACGUGGGAGCAUUAUGCGACCCCACAUCGCGGAUUGUAUACCAUGUCCAAUUACAUGCUCAAGGAACCCUUUUUCGUGACAGGAGAUGUAAGUGGAUUUUCUUCCUCCAGCCCUUGCCUAGGACUUACUAGCUGAUAUCUGGUUUCUGCUCAAAGAUGUUUCUGGACUGUAUUGCAUUUUAUGCUCCCGAAGAUCUUGCAUCACUCAGCAGCAGCAUAAUUCAAUGCUUCCCAUAUGAAUAAAUAUUUCUCAAGGGGGUUGCAUUCUUGCAAUGUAGAAUAACCACCUUCCCGCUGAGGAGUGCCUGGACACUGCGCUCAGUUGACCAGCACGUUCCGAGCGUGAAGACUUUUCAAACCUAUUUGUGUACCUGGGUUAAUUUUGUUUUCUUAGCAGCAUCUCAAAUGUGUCCCAGUGUACACGCUCCGCAAGAAAACAGCGUGGCACGUCCCAGCAACGGUUUGACCCUCUUUGUCUGGUUUUACCAUGUCUAAUUUCUUUUCCAACGUUAUGAGAUUUUAAGCGUGUUUUUCAGCACCAGACCUAAUGAACGCAUGGAUACUUUUGUCACCAAUGUUUUAAAAACAACUAUGACAGCAGCAAAUGUAAAUAGCAGUCAAUAGCAGUCAAGAGUCACCAUGUUUCAUUUGAAGAGAUUUCACGUGUGCUGGACAAAGGAUGGCUCCCUUUCCUGCCUCAUUAGCUCGAAGGUCCCUUCCACAUGGCAGCGAUGUAACCAGUGUGUGCGAUUCACUCCACCUGCUGGCUUUGAAAUGAUGUGCUUCCUUGUUAAGUUAAAAUGUAGGAGGUUCACCUGGUCUAAACAUUAGUUCAUAGCUGACUGCAAAACGGCCGUAGUAACUAUAGGUCUAGGAGGCAAUCGAGAGCCACACGAUGGGGAAACAGUGACGUCGCAGUGUGCAUUUGAUGGCCGGACCAGACCCCAUCCAAUUUUCAGGAAUGAAAUUAUAAUAUUAAUACAAGUUGGCAAAAUUUGAUCUUGCACUUUAGUUACAAAGACCUAGGUAAUGGCUGCAUUUGACCUCGAGUUUCCUCUGAACCGCUCCGGGACCAGGUAUCCUAAAACGUCAGAAACAGCAGGAAAAUCCAAUGGAAGAAAAACCAUUGUAAAGAUGUGAAGAAAACUUUAUGGGUUAAGUAGUAUUAUUGGUUAUUACUGAGCGCUUAAU
This is a messenger RNA of Manis javanica (Malayan pangolin), 3404 nucleotides long. RefSeq names its product putative adhesion G protein-coupled receptor E4P. Gene Ontology annotation, biological process: cell surface receptor signaling pathway; adenylate cyclase-activating G protein-coupled receptor signaling pathway. The record is from RefSeq and is a predicted model, not a curated record. Gene Ontology annotation, cellular component: plasma membrane. Gene Ontology annotation, molecular function: calcium ion binding; G protein-coupled receptor activity. NCBI's taxonomy places the organism in Eukaryota, Metazoa, Chordata, Mammalia, Pholidota, Manidae.